AUGCCCUCGCAAUUAGAAGAACUAGUUUCCUUUCUGCACUCCCCACAACCUGCUGUGAAACAGAUUGCCCUGGACAAUUUGGUAGGCUUUUCGACUGGGCCUCAUGCCGGUAUAUUCAAAAAUGAGAACUACAGGCCUAUUCAGGAUUUGAAGGAACUAGCUAAAAAUAAUUCGAAGACAAUUGUUCAGCAGUCCGUCACGAUUCUGGCCAAUCUUUGCGAUGAUCCUGUCAUGCGGAUGAAAAUUGUCACGGAUAUCGACUUCUUGAGCUAUCUGGCAUGGAAGAUAUGCGACCUGGGUAACUCAUCUGCCGACAUUAUGUGCAUUUUGCUCAGCAACCUAGCUAAAGAUGAGGGGAUCACCAAUAUCUUCGGUAUUAACGGGGUCCACGAUAGUGUCAGCUUAGAUGAAAAGGUGUUCAUGAGUAAAAAUGUGAUCGAUUGCCUGAUGGACUGUUUUGUCAAAGGGUAUGACAGGAAGCUGAACCAGUAUGCAAACUUUGACUACUUGUCUUUCUUCUUUGCUGAUAUCUCUCGUUUCAGGAAAGGAAGGAACUAUUUUGUGGAAGAGCAGCAGUAUGAUGGAGUUGUUCCAAUUUCAAAAUUACUUGUAUUUACCGAGAAAUAUGACAACAAAACUAGAAGACUCGGAGUUGCGUCAACGAUCAAGAACUCCCUAUUCGACUCUCUUCAUCACGAAAAAAUGCUAAAGGAUGAAAAGAUAAAUCUUCUACCAUAUAUUUUGUUACCUAUUGCCACAUCGCGCGACUCGGAGCUCGACGAGGAAGACCUGUUUAAUCUGCCGGAUGAGCUUCAGUUCUUGCCCGAGGAUAAACAAAGAGACCCCGUUCCUGAAAUCAUCUGUGUGCAUCUAGAAAGCUUGUUAUUGCUCUGUACUACAGCGAACGGUAGAGAGUACCUCAGAUCGAAAUCGGUAUACCCUCUAAUUAGAGAACUACACAAGAACGUUGAGAACGAAGAAAUUGGGGAGCUAUGCCAUAGGAUUGUUAAUAUGUUAAUGAGAGGAGAACCGGAGAAUGAGAAGGUGGAGGAGAUCGUGUCAAAGUCUGCAGAAGAUGAGUCAGAAGAAUCUGAUGACGAAGCCAUUGUUGAAGUCCUCUAA
Messenger RNA from Eremothecium gossypii ATCC 10895, 1122 nucleotides. It is a transcript of the gene HGH1, whose product is annotated as Hgh1p. The record is from RefSeq and is marked provisional. The coding region runs from base 1 to 1122 and encodes 373 amino acids. NCBI's taxonomy places the organism in Eukaryota, Fungi, Ascomycota, Saccharomycetes, Saccharomycetales, Saccharomycetaceae. The transcript has a single exon.